This is a messenger RNA of Ficedula albicollis (Collared flycatcher), 2166 nucleotides long. It is a transcript of the gene FBXL13, whose product is annotated as F-box and leucine-rich repeat protein 13. NCBI's taxonomy places the organism in Eukaryota, Metazoa, Chordata, Aves, Passeriformes, Muscicapidae. Gene Ontology annotation, cellular component: SCF ubiquitin ligase complex. The record is from RefSeq and is a predicted model, not a curated record. Gene Ontology annotation, biological process: SCF-dependent proteasomal ubiquitin-dependent protein catabolic process.
AUGCCGAGCCCAAAGCUCCGUGUGCGGGGCGCGGGAGAGGUCCCGCCGCUGCGUGACACCGAUGCGAUGCACUUUUUGUUUUACAGGAAGGAAUCGCCCGCGCUGCCGGGCCGGCCUGGUCCCGCAGCGCGUUCCCGAACACGCUCCCCGCUCGGGGAGGCGGCCCCCCGCGGGAAGGGCUGCCUGGUCCCGCUGGAGCCGGUGGGACCACCAACUCCCCCGGUAACACCCGUGGCAGGGGGCUAUCCGCCACAUUCCCCCACGAAGGAUUCCCCCCUCGCCCCUCAGCAGAGCCCUGGCCCCGGCUCGUUGUGCCUCUCAUACCCCUCCCGCUGCUCGCCCGGGAUUACCAAAGAAUUGUGUGUAAAAGAGUGGGACUUUUACGGCAGAAACUUAAUGAAGCUUUAUUUUGGAGGAUGGAUAAAAUAUAAUUUGCUGAAAAGGAAUGAGAAAAGCCAGUGGAAGAUGGCUGUAGGAUAAGUCCAUUGUAAUGUCCAAAUAUUAAAAAUUAUUAUACAGAAAUGGAACAUGUGGGUGCAGACUGACAGGGAAAAAAAGACGUGUAACUCUAGAAUUGCAGAUUUUAAGUGUUGUAUAUCAGAUAUUUCAGCAUGUGAUGGUGUAUUUCAGUACUGCAAAUGGUUAUGGAUAUGUGACAUUUUACAUACACAUGUAGAAAAUAUUAUGCAGAAGUGACGUCCAUGUGUGUUAUGUUGGAAUCCUUGAGGCUGCUGUUCUUUUUCCUGGCCUAGCUUUAAACCAUCUUUUGCCCAUUGUUGGACUCUCUCCAGUGUGUCCAUGUCUCUCAUGCCCAGAACUGAACUCAGUACUCCAGGUGUGGCCUCACUAGAGCUGAAGGGAAAAAUCACCUCUGGAUCUCUUGGCAACACUCCUAAUGCAGCCCAGGAUAGCACCCAUCUUCUUUGUGGCAAGGGCACAUCACAGGCUCAGGUUCAGCCUGGUGUUCAUUAUAGUGCUGAAGAAAUCUAUUUAAAUCUGUUGUAUAGAGAUAGUACUAAUGGAACUCUAUGACUAUUGACAAACUUCCCCAGUUUACAGUAAAUGAGUUUAGCUCACAGCAGAAAAUUCACAGACAAAAGUUUACCAUACCUGGACUCUUGAAAAGGCUGUCACAAGAUCAUCUGCUUGGAAAUUCCAGGUUUCAUUCAGGUUUGUACUGAUGUCUUCAGAAAUACUGCCAAUGGCUACAGUUGGAUUCAAGAUUUGCUAAUCAGCAAAAUGUUAACUCUUACAGAUAGAUGUGUUUAAGCUCUGGUUGAAAAAUGCCAACAGAUAAGGUCUGUUUUCUUUCUAGACUCUCCAAAACUUUCUGACACAACUCUUAAAGCCCUUGCAGAAUGUAAGCUUUUGAAGGUCAGCAUUGAGGGGAAUAACCAAAAUACUGAUUUAAGUUUCAAGCUGAUGAAUAAAUGCUGCCCAUACAUCAGGCACAUUCAUGUGGCUGAUUGCCAGAAGAUUACAGAAGUUGGUGUUAAGAUGAUUUCACCAUUGAAACAUAUUUUUGUACCAAAUAUGGCAAACUGCAUAAGGGUCAGUGAUGGAGUGUAAGUGGUCAGUGUGAGGCCAUUUGUACAAGGUUCUUCAGGAGCUAAGCUAAGAGACCUGACUGGCUUGAGAGUACUUGGCUGCCAUGGAAAAAUAUUGGAACUUCCUAUAUCACAAUACAAAAACUCAGUGGCAACAGGAUUCAGUGAGUUCUGCAAGGGCACAGAAUACCUGGAACACUGCCAUGUCUCUUACUGCCCUCAGCUGACAGAUGAAGCUGUGAAAAAAUUGGCAUUUUACUGCCACAGACCGGCAUCUAUCAACACAGUGGGUUGCCCAAAGAUGAUUGAUACAUGUAUCCAAUACUUGGCUGCAGUCUGCCAUUAUCUCUCCAUCUUGUACAUCUCAAGUUGUAUUCAUCUUACUGACAACCUGAAAUAUCUUUGGAAAGGCUGUGAGCAACUCCAGAUUCUCACAACACUGUACUGUAGAAAAAUUACUAAACAAGCUGUCUUGAAAUCCACAGCUGAACUGGAGAAACAGGAACAUAAUGAUGGACCUCCUUCCUGGCUUGGCUAUGACCAGGAUGGUAACAUAACCACUUCACCAAAAAAUACAGAUCAGAGCCCGAAAAAACAAAUUCUUUAAAAUGAAAAAUGA